This is a messenger RNA of Pocillopora verrucosa, 3783 nucleotides long. RefSeq names its product carboxy-terminal domain RNA polymerase II polypeptide A small phosphatase 1. Gene Ontology annotation, molecular function: RNA polymerase II CTD heptapeptide repeat phosphatase activity. Lineage: Eukaryota; Metazoa; Cnidaria; Anthozoa; Scleractinia; Pocilloporidae. The record is from RefSeq and is a predicted model, not a curated record.
CAGAAGGCAAAUAGAAGAUUUGGAUGAAAACAAAUGAGCAGUCAUUGUGUUUUACAGAAGGAAAGUUUGGGCUCUGUUUAAAAAGCGUUGUCGAUGGACAGCACGUCCAUUAUAACGCAAGUUAACAAGGACGAUGAGUCGGCAGAAGUGAGCCCCUACACACAAAACAAACUACCUUCUUCAGUCACCAAAAAGCCAAGGAAUCGGAACAUUUUUUCCUCAUUUUUUUGCUGUUUUGGCGCCCAGUCUGCUGCUGCUGCCGGAGGUCCAUACAGAACUGCUGUCACCCACACGAAUCACAACCACAAUCACAAUGAAAACUCGCUUAGUAUCUCCACUGAAGAAAAAGAGCCAAAGCCCUGUAAAUAUCUACUUCCUGCUGUCAGACAUCAGGAUAUGCACAAAAAAUGUAUUGUAAUAGACUUGGAUGAAACACUGGUUCACAGUUCAUUUAAGCCUGUCCAUAAUGCAGAUUUCAUUGUUCCUGUGGAGAUUGAUGGCACAAUUCAUCAGGUCUAUGUGUUAAAGAGGCCUCAUGUUGACGAGUUUCUUCGCAGAGUUGGGGAGUUGUUUGAAUGCGUUCUUUUUACUGCUAGCUUAGCAAAGUAUGCUGAUCCAGUCGCCGACUUGCUGGACAAGUAUGGAUCAUUUCGAGCCAGGCUCUUUAGAGAGUCUUGUGUGUUUCAUAGAGGAAAUUAUGUGAAGGAUCUUAGUAAACUAGGAAGGGAUUUAAAAAAGGUCCUAAUUGUGGAUAAUUCACCAGCAUCAUACAGUUUUCAUCCUGAAAAUGCAAUUCCAGUUGCGUCUUGGUUUGACGACUUUUCAGACAUGGAGCUUUUGGAAUUAAUUCCCUUCCUUGAAUCAAUAAAUGAAGCUGACGAUGUCUGUGCAUAUUUGAGAAAUGCGAACAUGAACACCCUAAAAGGGAGAUGUAAUUCCUUAGAACUCAACACCACUAGCUGAAUUUAAAGUACUCCUCAGAUUUUUAAUUAAAGAAUUUAACAUUUCUUUUUUGUUUUAAUGCCACUACAUAUGAAAAAGUUCUGAAAUUUCUUAUUGUGUCAAAUAAUUUAGUUACACAGAUUUAUGUCAUUCUCCCAACUUCCUCUGAUUUGGGCGGAAGGUAUUGAGUUCAUCUUGUUUCCAAAGCUUCAGUUACAUAUGUUUGGUGAAACAGAUGCCAAAAAGACUUCAACAAACAACAUCUUAGGUUCAGUACAAUCUUAGGAAGGUGAUGUUGACCAAAGCACUGAGAUCUGUGUUGCUUACCUGAAGUAUUACUGCUUUGAUGACAAGAUUGACAAAAAAGAAGUUUUUAACCCCUAAAGAUUUCUCAGGUUUUAUUUCUUGUUUUGUAGAAAUUGUUGUUUUAUAAAAAUUUGGAUUAUUUUUAUCAUUACAUUUGUAAGGGUAUUUGGUCUUUCAAAACUUAUCAGUCGAAAACUUAAGUAAAUUUUAAUGACAAACAUUUCAAGAGUAAGAAUUGUGUGACUUUGAAGACGUACUGGAACGAUUGUGAAUGACUUUUAAAUGCCCUUGAAAAUUUCCUCUUCAGUCAUUAAUUUGUGGUAACAAGAAGAUGCAGUGAAGAGCCAUUCACUGUAUUGGUUUUUGCAACAUAUUAUUGAAAUGCUAAACUAUGCCAUCUUACAUUUUAUACGUAGAUCACAAUACUCUAAGAACCUAGGAAACAUUUUUGUUUGAAUGCAGGUGUUAUUAAUUUUUUUAAUCAAUUUUGAACCAAGACAUUGAUUUUGUUUGUUACUUGGAAUGAAGUGUAUAUAGAGGCUACAGUUUCUUCAAUUGAAAAAAAUUGAGCAGAUUGAAAUUCAAAUCUUCAAACACAUUCUAAACACUAUAUUUUUGCUUGUCUGAUAAUUUGAGCUUACUGAUGAUAAUGGUUGAGUGCUAGUUUUCAAAGGUAGGGGUUAUAAUCUAUUCUAUACAUAGAAAGUGUUUAUCUUUGCACAUGAAGACAUAAUGUAUUAUAUGAUUGCUAGUUUGAUGUGAAACAAGUUUGUAUGUCUACUAAUUUUUAAAUGUAGGUUUAUAUACUUUUACAUCUAAUUUUGUACCUAUUGAAGUUCAUGCUAAUGAUGGUAUUUUUGUUACAGUAUAACAUUCUCAGGGAUCAUUAGUAUGCAAAGCAUUUCUAGUUUAAAGAAAAUCUCAAAGGGAAUUUCUCUAGUGUGAUAUUUUGUAUUGUAGAUUAAAAUUUAAGUGCAGAAAUCUUUAUAUAUAUAUAUAUAUAUUCUUCAGUUUUGCUACCCGAUUUUUCCUGUUUUUCUAGUCAAGAUAAAGUAGAGGUUAAAUAGAAACCUUUAACUUCUUAGUAUUAGGUUUAUGUUAAGUGGAGAACCAUAGUGGAGGCUCUGAAGUGUUACCUGGGAACCAGAGAAUUGUAAUAGAUAUGGUUGUUCAUUUUGGAAAGAUAAAAAACAAAUGAUGAUUCAUUUGUCUCAAAAUUCAGUCACCAUCAAGAGUAGAUGGUGAUCUUAUGAUGCUAUGUUACAAGUCUCCCUCAGGCAGAAGGGCCUAAUGAAGACUAGCUACAUAGCAGUUGGAGUGUCGCAAUCUUCAGGAUUUCAUUGAUAUGUCAUGGUUUUUGCUUUAACAUGCCUAAUUGCUUUCUCUUGUGCUAGACGUAUGAGGAAGGCUCUUGGGCUGUUAUGUCAUGUCAAACAUAACACUGUGAGUAAAGCAAUUUUUGCUUAGGUUUUGCAUUGAAACCAAUUUUGACAACACAGGAUGCUAUGAUUAUGUAAUUAGGUGAUAAAUAGCAAUAUUAUUUUCUUAGUUGUUUGCCAGUGUCUUUUUGCAAGCUUUCUGUAUUUCAAAGUUUGUUGGUCAUUCUAACCAAUCAAUGUAAUGUUAGAUAUGUAUGCAAGUGGUUAGGCUUGAAGGCCCUUGUUUAUGUCUUGGCAACAAAGCUUUUGCUAUGCAGUGCUUCCAACACAUGUAACUGUAUAGAUGCCAAAGUUAAACCAGUUUGUAUUUGCAUUUUGUGGGCACAAAAUGUCAGGGAACUUAAGCACAGACAUUUUUGAGAUGCAGAUGGCAAGUGGAUGGAUGAUGUGACUACUGUUACUUUUGGUGCAAAGCCCUUGUUUUCAUGGUUUUUCUUUAAGACUUGUCGUUUGCUUAAGGGAAAAGAACUUUCAUCCACCAUCAGUCCUCUACAUCUCAGAAAUGGCUAUACCUCAAGCUCUGUUCAUAUCAUAACAACAGCAAUGACAAAUUUUCUUGAAAAUUUCCACGUGUUUGUUCAGGUCAUUGUACAAGAUUGCGGCUCACUUCACUGCAAUUUCCUCUUUCCUCAAUACAACUUGUAAAGAAUGACAUUAACCCUUUAAACCCUAAGAGUGACUAGUAUCUAAUUUCUCCCCACAAAAUCACCCCUGGGUCAUCCAUUAAGGUCAUGAGAAUAUAGGAAAUGAUCACCAACAAAAGAAGUCUAUGAUUGGUAAACAAAUUCUCCUUGUCAGCACCUUAGGAAAUGUACAAAGGACAGUAUGGAGAAUAUGCAUACUGAUGUUAGGGUGUAAGGGGUUAAUGACAGCUUAAAAAGAGUUUUCAAGGUUUUCACUUUUCCCUGCAAGCAGGGCGAGUUUGGGUCAAAUUUAUGAUACAAAUCAAUUAAGAAUGAUGUUUGUCUGUGUACUGUAUAUUUUUAUACUACUCAAAACUACAGAAUAUUAUUUUUGAAAAGCUGUAGUACAAUUAGAAAAUAAAAGGGAGUGAUCUUUGUAAUGUACUGAUAGCCACAAUAAAAGUGUAAUUCAA